AGUUAAAGUGUAUUAAUUUUAAAAGAAACAAAAAUCGAAGGAAACAUGUCUCUCGUGCCACUGUUUUUCCGCGACUGGUGGGAUGACUUCGAUCAUCCAAUGAGGCUCAUGGAUCAACAUUUUGGAAUGGGCCUAAAUCGAAAUGAUCUUUUAACCUCCUUACAUGCUACACCAUCAUUAUUCCGAGGAGGAUACUACAGACCAUGGAGAAACGAAAUUUCUGCUCAAGAUUCUGCAUCAACAAUCACUGCAGACGAAAACAAGUUUCAAGUGACUUUAGAUGUUCAACAGUUCAAGCCUAAAGAAAUAACUGUGAAAACUAAGAAUAAUUUUGUAAUCGUGGAAGGCAAACAUGAAGAACAGCAAGAUGAACAUGGUUACAUCUCACGACAUUUUGUGAGGCGAUAUAUGCUGCCUGAAAAUCACGAACCAGCCGAUGUCGUGUCCAGCUUGUCUUCAGAUGGUGUUUUGACCAUAACAGCCCCAAAAAGAGCUUUGCCACCAGCAGAAUCAGAGAAAGUUGUCCCUAUUACGCAAGGGGGGCCAAAAGAAGCCAUUAAGUGAAAUCUUCGUUCAUAAGUUUUUAUAUUUGUUGAGAUAGAUUAUAAGAUUUUCACUACAUUUCCAUCCUAUUUUACUACACCAUGAAAUUUUAUAUUGUGUGUAAAUCAUUAUUUUUAAGUUAAAUGU
Messenger RNA from Ctenocephalides felis (cat flea), 690 nucleotides. RefSeq names its product protein lethal(2)essential for life-like. The record is from RefSeq and is a predicted model, not a curated record. Gene Ontology annotation, molecular function: structural constituent of eye lens; protein folding chaperone. NCBI's taxonomy places the organism in Eukaryota, Metazoa, Arthropoda, Insecta, Siphonaptera, Pulicidae. Gene Ontology annotation, biological process: response to heat; protein refolding. Bases 46 to 564 code for a protein of 172 amino acids. The transcript is spliced from 2 exons.